UGCAUUUUCUAGCGGACGCGUUCAGUUGCUGUUACCAAGGAAGUGGACGAGCGAUUUCUUCCGGAUUAAGAAGAGUCAAAAGGAAAGCUUUCCCACGUGUGGCGAAUGUAUGGUGAAGGCUGAUCCAGAAUCUGAAAUCUGAGAAAAGUCAACAAACAGAACCAAUGAAAAGCAACUCGAGGAUGCAAAAAGCAAGAAGAACAAAGAGAAGAAGUUUUUGAGGAAUCCGCUGACGAUUUCAUUCAACUCAGGAAAACAUGGCAGUUGAUGGGGCGACCAAAGAGAAGAAGAAAAAGAAGAAAAUAAAGGUGAAGGAAGAAGUCGUCGUUCAGGAUGCGGGAAACACAAAUGUGAUGCAGUGUCAUGAUGUGUCCGUUCAGACUGUUGUGAAAAAAGAACCGCUGAUCGUAAACGCCAGAGAUAAGGAGAAGAAGAAGAAGAAGAAAAAGAAAGUGAAGGAGGAGGUGGAAGCAAACAGCCCCGUGACGGUGUGUCACGAUGUGUCCGUCCAGACCACCGUCAAAGCUGAGCGCUCAGAAAUCAAUAUCAGCGAUGCUCCUGAAAAGACCUUCAAGAAGAAAAAGAGGAAGAUGAAGGAGGAGGAGCCAGAAGAGGAUGGAGAGCAUUUAGUGUCCAAGAAAAAGAAAGGCAAGAAAAAAGGAUAUGAAGAUGAGGUGGAAGGUAUUCAAAAUCAAAAGAAGAAAAAGGAGGUGGAGGUCAAAGAGGAAGAUGUCGAUUUAGGAUACUGUGUAGAGACGGUGAAAAAGAAGAAGAAAAAAAGAAAACCAAACGCAGGAUUGGAGGACGGAGAAACAAAGACAAGGAAAAGGAAAAAGACAGAAGCUGAUGAAUGCAUAGAGGAAGUGCAAAAGGUGAGAAAGAAGAAGAAUAAGAAGAAGAAACCUGAUGACGUCAUCAGCUCAGAGACAAAGCCGGAGAAGAAGAGCAAGAAGCAGAAGAAGGAUUUAAAAUGCGCGGACGACGGGGAGAGUCUUCCUCACGCGAACGGAGGACCCGUCAGCUCGCCGGAUAAGAGGACGAAAAAGAGCGUCAAGGUGAAGGCUGAUGAUGUCAUCGAGAAGAUGGAGGAGGAGCCGGCGGGAAAGGAGGAGAGGAAAGAAGUGCAGAACAAGACGCCGGACAAAGUUAAAAAGACGGACAUUAAAGAAGAGCGUCGUGAAGCGCUGAGGGCGAGUAAAACGAGAGAUAUCGUGUUCCUGUCGGCAAAGCCUGGAAACCAGGACGAGGUUUCAAUAGAUCAGGCGCGCCGUCUCGCCCUACAGAUGGACAUCGACAAGGAGUCGCAGCCGAAGCCGACUCUGGGCCAGUGGGGCACGGCACAGUUCGACAGCCCCGACAGACAAAACAAGUUCCUGCGCUUGAUGGGCGGCUUUAAGAAGAGCAGCCAGCCAGUCGCGGGAUCCCCCGGCUCGGCCAACAUGGCGCUGGGGAAAGAAGGCCAACAGACUUUGCAGCAAGGCCUUCUGGGAGAGUUUGAGCGCGCUCAGAGCCACCACAUGGACUUCAAAAUGAAAGGAGCCGGAUUGGGGUUCGCAGCGCCGUCCAAUAAGAAGUUUACGAUCGAUGCUAACGCGCGGAAGUCCGUGCGAUUCGACGACUGAGGGAGAGAUCUGAAAGUGAACGCUCGGUCAUCAUUU
Molecule: messenger RNA, 1658 nt
Organism: Rhinichthys klamathensis goyatoka
Lineage: Eukaryota; Metazoa; Chordata; Actinopteri; Cypriniformes; Leuciscidae
Gene: knop1
Product: lysine-rich nucleolar protein 1
Exons: 5
Coding region: 258-1622 (454 amino acids)
Source: RefSeq, a predicted model, not a curated record